Molecule: messenger RNA, 1531 nt
Organism: Ooceraea biroi (clonal raider ant)
Lineage: Eukaryota; Metazoa; Arthropoda; Insecta; Hymenoptera; Formicidae
Product: odorant receptor 4
Biological process (GO): sensory perception of smell; detection of chemical stimulus involved in sensory perception of smell
Cellular component (GO): plasma membrane
Molecular function (GO): odorant binding; olfactory receptor activity
Source: RefSeq, a predicted model, not a curated record
UAUACAAUUUUAUAUAAUGUUAUAUGAUUAUAUAAUUCGCAAUUGCUCCUAUAUGCGAGAUGAAGUUUGACGAACCGUUACAAAAUAGUUUGCAGUCACACGUAACUCAAUAACCACAGGAUCAUGUAUAAAACGAGUAUCUCACAAUCAGUCCAAGAAUAUUUCAGCUGGAAUAGGAUUACAUUACUCGCCGUUGGCUUGUGGCCUUAUCAACAAUCAAGGUUUGCUCGAUUUCAGGCAGCAUUGUGUCUUAGUAUUUUGACAAGCUUCGUCGUAUUCGUGCUUUCAAGAAUUUGUUUUGUAGAAUAUGACUUUGAAUUUACUAUUGAUAUGCUUUCUCUAUCAACGUAUUAUAGUUUUUUUCUGAUGAAUUAUAUUUCCUUUUGGAUUAACAUAGAAACUAUAAGAUAUAUAUUGGAGCAAUUUCAAUACAUUUACAACAGACUAAAGGAUUCGAACGAAAUUGCUAUCUAUAACAAAUAUGGAAACAUUGCAAAACGAAUAACGCUCGCCUGUAUAUUAAUUGGAAUAUGCAAUCAUGCUUAUCUUACUGUAAUACAAUGUGGGCCAUACAUUUUAGAUGUAAUUAUGCCCAAAAAUGUGAGCUAUGCGCGCCACCUCAUAGUAACUCUGACUACAUACUUCGCCGUACAGGAAAGAUAUUUCUAUUUAUUGCUCCUAUAUCUAAACGCAGUUUGUACUGUAGGAACAGUUGUAAUCUUAGCGGUAGGAACAAUGCUGGUAUCAUGUUUCAAAUAUAUCUGUGGAAUGUUGAGAGUUGCUAGCUACCGCUUUGAACAAGCAAUAACUGCUAUGGUACAAAGUAUUACCAUAAAAAAUGAAACCAUGAUUUACAAGGAGUUUAUCUGUGCCGUGGACAUUCAUCGCAAAGCUAUGGAGAUUGCCAAAAUUGUUGUGGGCGACAUGGAACGAUCACUUUUCAUUGUUACAAUGAGUACUGUGCUUUGUAUGAGUUUGAAUCUUUAUGGAAUAUUGCAAGUUGAGUCACCUAUGCAAGAAAUGGAAAAGCUAAUAGGACAUUGUGUUAAUAUCAUUUGUCUUUUUCUAUAUAUGUUUAUAUCCAACUAUUCUGGACAGGAAAUUAUGGAUUCUAAUGAUCGUAUAUUUCUUACAGUUUACAAUGCUCCAUGGUACUUAGUACCGUUGAAGAUACAGAAGUUGAUCUUGUUCUUAUUACAAAGGAGUAACAAAGCUUUCACAUUGGAUAUCGGUGGAUUAUUCACAUUAUCUAUAGAGAGCUUUGCUUCGCUAGUGAGUACAUCAGUAUCUUACUUCACUGUUUUGCUAUCUUUACGAUAAUAAAGAAAAUAUAACACAUCGUAUAGUAUCGUAUAUUAGAAUAGAGUAAAUUAUAGAUAUAAAACUGUUUAAAAAUGCCGAUAAUCUCUUGUCCCAUUGAGCUUAAAAAAUUAGGAAGUUGGUACAAUCAUAUAAUCUGAUAAAAUCAGGUCUGAAAUGUUUCACACAUUAAACGUAUAAAAUUUAUCAUUCGAAGAAAAGUUGCAGAUGA